CCCUCCACAGACAAAACCCUCGCCUCCAUCACCCUCGCUCUCCCGGUUCCUUCUUUCGCUACCUGAAACCCUCUCCGUCCCUCCCCCUCUUAGUGUUUAGCCCAAAACAAUCGUAUUUGUGAACGAGCCCCAGCGAUACAGUCCGCAUUAAAGCUAGCUGGGAAGGCAACGGCGGGAUCGCGGUGUACAAAGGCUACAGAAACCCCCAUCUUUCUCAUCCUGCCGCUCUGCUCCUACCAGAAACCAUUGAGAAAGGAUUGAAGUUAUAUCCCGCUGCCAGACAGCUCCUAAAGUCGUCUCUCGCCUCCUUCCCUUUUGUUUGAUUUCUCAGGCAUACAUGUCGAUUGCAUCGCAGCUUCAGGUGAUCAAGUCCGUCAUUAAGGGGAAAGAGGACCCAAUCCGUAGGCCCAUAACUCGACCCUCGGUGCUGUUCGACCCCAAGGAGGCUGCUGAUAUCGAUCUAAGAUCGAUUAUUCCAUUAGCACAGUCCGGUUUGGAUGCUCUUAUCAAGGUGGAUGAUCGGUUUUCAAGCUACAAGUCCACUCUUUUUAGCCAUGUUACUCUUGAAAUAGAAAGGGAGAAGAUGACUCCAAAAGAAGAGGAGAAGCUGAACAAGUCGAUAUGCUCAUAUUUGCAGCUUCUGGCAGGGCAAUUGCUUCUUCCCUCUGCCCUAAGGACACUGGAGUAUCUCAUUCGUAGAUACCAGGUUCAUGUUUUCAAUGCUGAGGAGCUUGUUCUAUGUGCACUUCCUUAUCAUGACACUCACGCCUUUGUCCGGAUUAUUCAAUUGAUUGAUUUUGGAAAUAAAAAAUGGGCAUUUUUGGAGGGUGUGAAGACGUCUGGUGCGCCGCCUCCUAGAAAUGUUAUUGUGCAGCAGUGCAUUCGUGAUAAAGGAGUUUUGGAGGCCUUAUGCAACUAUGCAUCAUCAACUAAAGAUUUCCAGCAUUCCAGACCAGUUAUCUGCUUUUGCACUGCAGUAACAGUGGAGGUGCUUGGCUCUCUUCCAAAGCUUGAUACUGAUACAAUACAAAAAACUUUAACCUUUGUAUUCAAUGGGCUUAAUCCGGCUAUUGGUGGAAGUCCUGAUCAUGCGAUGGGCGCUCUAAUGAUUGUAAGCUUGAUGGCAACUAGAGCCACAUUGGCAUCUAAACUUGUUCAAAGUCUGGUCUACUUUAUUGCACGGUUUGCGCAACAUGAUUCCAGAAAAUCAUCUGAUUUGCUUAGGCUUCGUGUUACAAUUAUGGCCAUGGUUACCCUCGUUCAGUCUCAGUCAGCACAUGCCUUGCCAAAGAAGACUAUAAUGAUGUUGAAAGAGAUAAGGGAUUUUGUUGGCAUACUUUAUGGAUUGUCCAAAGAGUUCAAUAUCCGAAACUUUCUUCGUCUCUAUGUAGAAUCACUGAUUGAUUGCAGUUUGUCUGAUGACUGCUAUCAUCAUUUGCUUGUUAAUGUGCUGGAAACACUUCCUGUCAAUGCUUUUGUGGAAAAGAUUGUCCAUAAGAUCUUCGGUCAGUGUAUGAAAUUCUUACAUCCUGACAUUUCAAAUUCAAGUCCAGCAGGUAUUCGGGCUAAGCAAAUUUUGGUUGUGAUGAAGAAGCACUUUCCAUCUGAGUUGCAGGGAGCCGUUCAUAAAUUUAUCGAGAAUUCGAAAAUGAAGUUAGGGGAGGAGGAUUCUACAUUUGCAGUUUUUUGUGAGAUGCUUGAUGGCAAUUCAGACGUGCCAAUGAAACUAUCUGACUCUAAAGUUUGGUUUUCUCUAGAACAUCCAAAGGCUGCUGUUCGUCGAGCCACACUAUUAGAUUUAGCUUCAUCCGGUAACUUGGAGUCUGUUGUAAAGCAUCCAUGGAAACUUGUUGAUGUAAAAGAUGCUAUAAUAUGCCGGCUUUUGGAUGAUGAUCUUACCGUCGUCCAGGCAGCAUUAUCUAUUAAUGGGCUAUCCAAAAUAGUUAGUUCAGCUUCUCUUCUCAAGGCAUAUUGCAAUGUAUUUUUUAGGUGCAUGGAUAUAAUUAAAAAAAGCUCAGAAAUGGCAUGUCAAGCCAGUGAUGUUGCUGUAUUGUGCCUUGAUUAUAUGGUUUUGGAUAUUGCAUUGCACCAGUAUGAUUUUGUUAAGGAUGUUGCUGGCAUAAUAUUUCCUGUUCUUCUCGUUCUCCCUCAGACUUGGAGGGUGAAUGUAAAAGCAUUGGAGCUUGCUAAUAAAUUGCAAUGGCCAUUUUACUCAGACUUCAAACCGUGUAAUUCAGAUUUUGAUGAGCGUCAAGCAAAGAGUUUAGACCAUGGGCAGAUGACUGCCAUUAACAUACGAACAAUUCAAAUCUUGGCCGAAUCUUUUGCUGGGAAUCCUCUAGGUAAUAUUGGGUGGUUGGUUGGAUGCAGCAUGCAAAGCAAAUCAGCAAAAUGUUUUUUCUUCUUCAUCAUUCUUCAGGCUUUGCUUACUUGCAAAGAAGAAUUUGCCAAAAUAUGGAAGCUUUUUGAAGCUUGCAUUGCGGCUAUUGAAGAUGGGUGGUAUGAAAUGUUGUCUAUUGAUAAUGGAAUCAUUGCUGCAAAGUUUCUCAAGGAUGAAUGGUGUGAAGUGGAAUCUGAGGGCAAUGUUAUCAUUAAUGGAGAGUUGAAUUUGGAGAGGUUUGAUAAAUCAUACAGGCGGUUAGCUGCGCAGCUGUUACAUUUAGAUGCUGAUACAUUAAGUAAUAAGAUACUUAUUUGUAUUCAUUGGUGUCUGCUGGAAAUAUGUACUGGAUUAGCUAGAAAAAAUAAGUUGUUGGAGGAUCAGCAACUAUCGUUAUUUGAACAGCUUUUUCUCUUUUUUGCCUCAUCUCGUUCCUUGAGUAUCUUCAAGAAACAACUUCCUUUUGCUGUUAAGAACUGCUGCAAAGCUCCAUUUCAGUUUCUGUCCAAAUAUUUUGUGGAAGAAGGAUUUUCUGCUGAGGUUCAAGCCGAAAGUUUAAUCUCCUUUGCUUCUAUCUGUUCCAUUUAUGCAUCAGAUAGGAGCUCUACAAAUGAAAAUACUCUCCUUUCACUUUCUACAUUUCCUUCACUUCUUGUACCUCUUGCCAGUGAUAACAAGGAGAUUCGCUCUGCUGCUGUAAACUGUGUUGAAGGAAUAUAUAAGCUGUGGCAGUGCUAUAAUGUUUCUUGUUUGAAGAAUGGAAACGAUGCAAUCUUCCUUCAAUGUGUGUCAUCACCAGUAUUUGGAGAGUUUUUGGAGUUCAUUGUCAACCAAAAGCAGCUGAUCUCAUCAGAUGUGAAUUUUCUUCCAUCAUUAUUGACAUCAUUGUUAAGCCCAUCCAGUGACAGUCUUUUUGUGCCGGAGAACUCUCAUAAAAGGUUUGAACAGUCAUCUAAGGAUGUCAUACUGCAGUUCAUUUUGACUUCAGCAUUGAAAUUCCCGUCCUAUGGAAAGCAAAAGGUGUUUUCCUUGCUUAAAGCUAUGGGCAACUCCCUACUGCAAAUAGAAGGUUGCAAAGAGUUGCUGCUGGGGCUUCUUCAAAAACGGAAUUUCUAUGUUGAGGUUGGGAAGCCACUUGAGAGGCUAUCGGAAAAUGAGAUUGAUACAUUGUGCUUACUUUUAGAGAUUUGCGCACCACAGUCGAGUUCUUCUAUUGAUGCUUUCUGUGUAAGUUGUCUGAUGAAAGCUUUAAAAGUGGAUGGUUUAUUAUUGGACGAACCUGCUGUAGUAAAGCCCUGUGUUACUGUGCUGAAAAAUCUUACAAACACAUUCUACCUCAACUUGGAUAGCAAUAUACAGGAUGAAAUCUUCAUAAACCUGGUUUUUUUGGUCCGGGGUGACAAUGGAGACCAAAGAGAUGCUGCUAGAGAAGCGGUUCUUAAUCUAAAUCAGAUAAGUUGUACAACAUUUGCAAGUUUCCUUGAAAACUUCUGCCUAGGACAGCAUAUUGACUCCUCAAAAAGAGAAAAGAGAGAGAAAUCCAUAACCCUUCAAAGUUUAAACACUUGUAAAGACAAGUUUGAUGGUGGAAGGAAAUUAAUUUUUCUUCUGGGUUCGUUGCUCGAUAUUUUCUCACUUAAGAAAGAUAUGGCCAAUAGAGUUUCUUUGGUGCAACCAUUAUUUGAGGUCCUAGCCAAGCUUUUCUCAGACGAUUGGCUUCUGGGUUUAUUGGGCUCUGGCACAACUGGAAGUGGAUCAAUAUCUGGAUUCACUGAAUCUUUUUCGGCUGCUCUUUAUUCUGCUCGGCACACUACUCUGUUAAUCCUCAAGGAUACUAUUGACUCACAUAUUAUGACACAUCCUAAUAUGGAUGACCUACUUAAUAAGGAUAAUAUUAAUCGUCUGGUUGAAUGGGCACACUUAGCUAAGGACGCUACCACUCGCAACCACAUUUUCUUGUUACUAUCUUCUGUUGCUAAGAUCUCUUCUGGAUUGCUUUCUGAACAUAUUGUUGACUUGUUUGUUAUGGUUGGAGAGUCCACUAUAAAACAGAGUGACUAUCAUUCUCAACAAGUUUUGGAGAAUCUGAUAUCAGUGCUCAUCCCUUGUUGGCUAGCUAGAACUCGCAGUGUUGGAAAGUUAUUCCAGAUUUUUAUAAAAGGUUUGCCAGAUAUUGCUGAGAACCGACGGAUGGCUGUCAUAGUAUAUCUUGCCAGGAUUUUGGGAGAGAAAGAUAGCUUAGGCAUACUAUAUUAUAACCUUUUCCAUUCGUUGACUCUACGCCUUGAUAUAACCUCUUCUUAUUCUGAAAUAAAUUUCUGUGAUUUAUUGUCUCCAUCAUCCAUGAUUUUUAAGGAAUGGGAAUACACGUUUGCUUUACAAAUUUGUAAUCAGUAUUCUAGCAAAAUAUGGCUUCCUUCGCUAGUAAAGCUGUUGCGAGAGAUUGAAUAUAGCAGCAAACAGCAAGGAUUUUUCACUGAGCUAUUUUUGGCGUUGCAAUUUGUCCUUGGGAAAUUAAGAGACACCGAGUUUGUUUUUGACCUUGAAUCUGGACGAGAUGCAAGUUAUAUUCAGGGCACCCUUGGGGCACUUAUGGAGCAAGUUGUGUUGCACUUGCAACUUCUUACUGUUAGGGGCAAAGAACUUGGCUUUUCUAAAAGAGCUAUGAAGGAAAUAAGGAAGUGCAUCAGCCAAAUUCUUAAGAACUUAACAACAUGGAUGAACCCUGAAACUUUCUUUAAAUGCAUUAUCCAAUUGCUGGGUAGAGAUGAUUGGAAAGUAAUAAAAAAGACGCUUGGUUUGCUAUGUGAAUUUAUUAAAGAUAAAGCACCUGGUCAGAAAAAUAUGGUGAGGACCAAAAGAAAAAUGAAUCCUACUCCUUUCACAAUUCAGAUUACUGCCCAUGCUGUGCCAUCUUUCAUCGAGCUCUGUUCUAAAAUUAAUCAACUAAUCUCCAGCUCUACAACACACAUUCCAGUGAAGUUGGCUGCAAUUUCCUCUAUUGAAACCCUUGCGAAGGAGUUGCCUUUUAAUGAACCAAUUUUCUGUGCAUGCCUUCAAUGUGUUAUGGGGGAGAUCAAUUCCUCUGAUUUGGCUCUUUCUUCUGCUUCUAUUCGUAGCACCGGUGCAUUGGUUGGAGUACUUGGUUCUCAAGCUCUUAAACAACUUUCUUCCAUUAUUAAACAUAUCUUCACAAAAGUUCAUGAAGUUUCUAGAUGUCCUUGCCUUAAAUCUAAACAGAAUGGACAUGGAAUUGAAAUUCAUAAAGUACCUGUUUUACUGUCUACUCUUUCUGCAUUGGAAGCGGUUAUAACGAAUCUUGGUGGAUUCUUAAAUCCAUAUCUGGAUGACAUAUUUGAUGUCAUCAUCCUUCAUCCUGAAUUUGUUUCAGAUUUAGAUGUUAAGUUAAAGUCAAAAGCUGCUGUUGUGCGAAAACUUCUAACUGAAAAAAUUCCAGUUCGCCUCAUACUUCCGCCUCUACUAAAAAUUAUUGAAACUGCUCUUAGAUGUGGAGAAUCGAGCUUAUCUUUGGUUUUUGAAAUGCUGGCAAACAUAAUUGGUGAAAUGGAUAGAUCUUCUAUAAGCUUGUAUCAUUUGAAAAUAUAUGAACAAUGCUUAGCUUUGCUUAAUAUUCGCCAUCAAGUGCCAGAGUCUGUUAAAGACAUCAACAUGGUGGAGCAAAGUGUUAUCCACACCAUGGUUGUUCUGACCAUGAGACUAACAGAGACUAUGUUUAAGCCAUUGUUCCUUCACACUUUAGAGUGGGCAGAGUCAGAACUUGAAGUAAAUCAGCCUACUAAAAGUAUGAGUUUAGACCGAUCUAUUUCCUUCUACAGUUUGGUGAAUAAACUUAUUCAGCAGCAUAGAUCCCUCUUUGUACCUUACUUCAAGUAUUUGCUUGGGAGUUCAACACGUUAUCUAAGUAUAGAUGAAGUUGUGGAUUCGAGUUAUCUAACUCAAAAGAGGAAAAAGGCUAAGAUUCAGGACUCACACACCAGUGUAAAUGCUAAAGUUGACUUGUCAGCAAAGUUAUGGCAUCUGAGAGCUCUUAUUUUGAAGGCUUUUUAUCAUUGUUUCCUCUACGAUACAAUAGAUUCUAAAUUUCUUGAUGCCUCAAACUUUCAGGUUCUAUUGAAACCGAUUAUUUCUCAGCUUGAUGUGGAACCACCCUCCAUAUUGAAUGAUUACCCAGAUUUACCCACUGUUGAGGAUGUUGAUGAACACCUGGUCUUAUGUUUGGGACAGAUGGCUGUUACAGCUAAAUCUGAUGUUCUAUGGAAGCCACUUAACCAUGAGGUGCUGAUGCAGACGAGGAAUGAGAAAGUUCGGCCAAAGAUUCUUGGUUUAAGGGUGAUUAAAUACUUAGUGGAACACUUGAGAGAGGAGUACUUAGUUUUCCUAGCUGAAACAAUUCCUUUCUUGGGUGAACUGCUAGAAGAUGUGGAGCUUCCGGUGAAGACAUUGGCACAGGAUAUUCUGAAGGAAAUGGAGAUCCUUAGUGGCGAAAGCCUGAAGCAAUACCUGUGAUGCUUUACUUUAAUUUGCUUGGGGCAGACUUGUGUUGAUUGCCAUUUUCCCUUCAUGGAGAUGCCAUAUGCUAAUGACGAAAGGAAAACAUUUUUUAGCCGAAGUACAGAGAUGAUCAAUGUCAUCGUUAGCUAAUCCAACAUGUAAUGUGAUCAUUUUGUAGUAGAAGUCUCGGUGAUUAUGCGAGUCGUUCAUUUUUUCAAGAUGGAUUUUGCUCUGAUUGCCAAAUCGGAAUUUUGUACAUGAGCUUGUACUGUAAUACAUUUUUCUAAUUCAAAUAAAAUUCGUUGAUGUUGGAUAAUGUAUUUCUUAUAAAGGCCAGGUUCUAGCAAAGAAAGAACUGAGAGGUGAAGACGAAGUUGAGAAGUUUUGUGGUGGGGAAAAGUGUUGGUUGGAGAGAUCAAAAAAGGAAGGGAAGCAGAGAAAAAGUGAGGUAGCAUCAAAGUUAUUUUCAUGCCAGGAAACGAAUUGAUAUGUGUGAAUGACUCUUUAUGUCUUGGUAAGAAAAUCUCGUUUAUAAAAGGAAAAUUAUAACCUCAUUUAAGAUGCUAUUCUUUAUUAAAUAA
Messenger RNA from Phalaenopsis equestris, 7473 nucleotides. RefSeq lists its product as uncharacterized. Gene Ontology annotation, cellular component: 90S preribosome; t-UTP complex; small-subunit processome. Gene Ontology annotation, biological process: positive regulation of transcription by RNA polymerase I; maturation of SSU-rRNA from tricistronic rRNA transcript (SSU-rRNA, 5.8S rRNA, LSU-rRNA). NCBI's taxonomy places the organism in Eukaryota, Viridiplantae, Streptophyta, Magnoliopsida, Asparagales, Orchidaceae. The transcript is spliced from 40 exons. The record is from RefSeq and is a predicted model, not a curated record. Gene Ontology annotation, molecular function: snoRNA binding. Bases 338 to 6907 code for a protein of 2189 amino acids.